Molecule: messenger RNA, 3266 nt
Organism: Syngnathoides biaculeatus (alligator pipefish)
Lineage: Eukaryota; Metazoa; Chordata; Actinopteri; Syngnathiformes; Syngnathidae
Gene: msl2a
Product: MSL complex subunit 2a
Exons: 5
Coding region: 457-2370 (637 amino acids)
Cellular component (GO): MSL complex
Molecular function (GO): ubiquitin protein ligase activity
Source: RefSeq, a predicted model, not a curated record
AUGCCUAGGGGUGUUAAAUUGGAUAUUUAUAUCGCAUUAAUCGUAUUUUAUUACGGUGUGGUCUGGAAUGUCACCACAGCGAUGGAAAAGUGGUCAUUUAAUAGAGACAGGGUGUGUAUCAUACUCUUGGAUUACUGUACAGUACUGUAUUUAAAUUUUAACGUGUCCAUUUUUAGAGCAGUGCGGUGUGCAAUAGCGUCCAAAGGGGGGCGCUGUGACGUGGCUGCAGAGCUUUAUUCACAAAUUUCCUUCACGGUAACCACGGUAACUUGUGGCGAAGUCUCGCGCGAGUUCCGCCGGAGUCGAGCGAGGAAAGCGACAUCCUCCGAGAGAAGCGCUUCCUUCACGCGAGGAAGUGGCAAUAAAUGAUUGAUGAAAUUCUCACACGGCACGGCGAGCUGAGUGCGUGCUUCCGCCGGCCGGUUGCGUGGAAGGAGCCACUACCGCGAGGCGGUGAUGAACCCGGUCAACGCGGCCGCCCUGUACGUGUCCGCCAGCCGGGCCGUGCUGCAAUGUGACCCGCGACAGCCGCACACCUUUUCGGACAUGUACACGCUGCUGCCCUUCUUCCGACAGUCGCUGGCUUGCCUCGUGUGCGGCGAGCUGGUUCGGGACCCGGUGUCGGCGCCGCACCCCGGCUGUCCGCACCACGUGUGCCUGGGCUGCCGGGGCCGGAAGACGGCGGCGGGGAGGGCGGCGUGCACCCGCUGCCGGGACGCCGCCGGCUUCCGGGAGGACAAGCAGCUGUCCCUGCUGGUGCAGCUCUACCGGAAGCUGUGCGUCUACGUGGCGCACUCGGCCCUGCUGCCUUGCGUCAGCUCCAACGCCGAGCUCAUGGCGCUGCUGGAGGAGGCGCUGUUAGCGCCCGCGGACGACACAGAGUCACCGGACACCCAGGCUUCCUGCACAAGUGUGGAAAGAACUCUGGACGGCGAACCUGUGGAGGACGGCGAGUUGUUAGACGGUGAGCCGGCGGAGGACGGCGAGUUGGUGUGCAGCGACCCGUUGGACAAUGAGUUGGUGAACUGCGGGUUGGUGGACGGGCGUCCCGUGGAGCUGGAAGCCUCGGCCGGCGAGUCGUCCACGCCCGACGAGAAGCUGCACGUACCCGCUGAGCUCUACCCUGAGCCGGGGGGGUGCAACGGGGCGCUCCUGGAGAACCUGGAACCUUCCUCGCCCGAGCUGGAGGUGUGCGAGCUGAUGGAGGAGAGGCUUCCGGACCCCCAACCGGAGGGCCUCCCCGUAUCCGACACGGCCACUCUAGAGUUAAGUCUCACCACCGGACCCUUCACCGCCGGAGCCUUUGCCCCCGGAGGCUUCCCCGCCGGAACGUUUGCCGCCGCGCCGGGUGGCAGGGAGCUGGAGGAGGGCGAGGUGCUUCUCCUCAGCGUAGAGGAGGUCCUCCAGACUCUGGACCCCCUCCAGCCGGCUACCGUCGGCCCCCCGGACCGGCACGCCCACAUGUACCUGCAGCUGGAUGCCGCCCACAACUACACGCAGCUGCACACGGAAAGGACUCACAUGGCGGUGACCCCCGUGUUCCCUCCCCCGACCGCUCCUCCCCCUCUUCCUACCUCACCUUCCUCGCCGUCGUCAUCGCGCCACAAACGCAAGCGUUCGCGGUCGGAGAGCGACCGCGAGCAGGUGAAGCCGCUCCCCAUCGCCUCCAUCCUGCAGGGGCCGACAUCGCCUCACGCCCCGCACGCCGCCGCGCCCUCCUUCGCCGCACCGCCGCACGCCUACUCGUCCCUCUACAACGGGGCGCCUCCCAAACCCGCCGCCCGCCACCAUCACCACCAUCACCACCACCACCACCACAGCAAAGCUGCCCGCAAGCACGGCGAGCUGGCCGUCAAGAAGAAGGCACGUUCGGCCAAUAAGAGCAAGGAGCGCAGCAAAGAGCAGCGGCUGCAGCUCUCCGGUUGCCUGGUGCCCCCCGCGCCGGCGCGGCCCCCGUACAAGAAGCCCGUGGAGAAGAAAGGCUGCAAGUGCGGACGCGCCACCCAGAACCCGUCGGUGCUGACCUGCAGGGGGCAGCGCUGCCCUUGCUACUCUAAUCGAAAGGCUUGCCUGGACUGCAUCUGCCGGGGCUGUCAGAACUCUUACAUGGCCAACGGCGAGAAGAAGCUGGAGGCGUUCGCCGUGCCCGAGAAGGCGCUGGAGCAGACGCGGCUCACGCUGGGCAUCAACCUCACCAGCAUCACGGCGGCCGCCGCCCUCCGCAGCCCGGCGGGCAGCGGCCUCCGCGCCGGCACCCUGCUCAACGUCGCCACGGCGACCGGCGCGCCGAUGGCCACCGCCUUCCUGUCGGCCAGCAGCCCGCCGAGGGACCCCGCCUACGAGGACAGCCUGGAGCUGCUCAUUGGCUGAACCCCGCCAGGAAGGUGGGCCGGACAUUUCGUUUCUCCCCCCCGCCCCUCGGUGCUCAUUGAAUGUUUUGGCUGCUGGCCACAUCUGGCCUCCUGAAGGGGGCGCACCAUGGCAGCUGCUUUUCUUCUGUGGUGGAAAAUGCGCAGUAGUUGGACUAGCGUGGGCGUGCCAAAUCCUGGUGUAUCGUGCCUGCCUGCGUAUGUGUGUCUCAAUCUUUCCCAUCAUACACCACUCUUGAAGGCAAUAGGACCCCCCCACCCACCCCUAGUUUCCUUUUCACCACAUCGCUGUGCAAGCGACCGUCACAUCCACAUCACAUUGCUCCCACUUAGCGUGACUCGGUAAAACUUCCACGGUGCGGUCAAAAAACGACAGAGCUCCUGUAAAAUCCCAAGCCAUAGGUUGUCGUUACUGUUUUAGGCACCCCCACACCCCCCCCCCCCAAAAAAAAAAAAAAGAUUUAUUCCAGUGUGUAGAUUUGUAAGAGACACAAAGAAAGAGCAUGUGUGUGUGAGCGAGUACGGAUGUCGUCCUAGUGCAUCAUCACUGUAUCGGUCCAGCAAAUGUGGGACCAAUAAAACAUUUAUUAAAACAAAAAAAAAAAACAAACAAAAAAAAAACUGAGCGACAGAGUGAGGACUCACACCGAUUAUAGAGCAUCUCUCCAUUGGUAGCAGGUGGGUUAUGACAUAACGAUCAGCAUAUAUAAUGUAAUCUUCCCAUAUGUGUGCGUUUAUGUGUCUUUUGGGGCAUUACUUGAAGCCAGAUUAGUUUUAAUUUUUUUUUUUGUAUCUCUAAAUGUUUGAGGUUGAAUUGAAAAGAAUCACUGCCAUAACAACACGGACAUGUACAGUAAGACAGACAUGUCAAUUAAAAGAUAGUUUUUUACUUUUUCA